AUGGCUAAUGUAGUCGAAAAGACUCGUGAAAAGCUGGAUAAAGUAAAAACAAGGCUUGGGAGAACAUUAGGAACUCCAAUGAGAUUAAGAGAUUUAAUUCGAUUAAUAAGAACAGCUAGAACAGCAGCUGAAGAAAGAAGUUUAGUGGAUAGAGAAAGUGCUAAUAUUCGUGAAGCAUUACGUGAUAAUGAUAAUCAUUGGAAAGGAAGAAAUGUUGCUAAACUUUUGUAUAUUUAUAUUCUUGGUUAUCCGGCUCAUUUUGGACAAAUGGAAUGCAUGAAAAUGUUAGCAAUGCCUAGGUUUACCGAUAAAAGAAUUGGAUAUUUAGGAGCUAUGCUUUUAUUGGAUGAAAGAAGUGAAAUUCAUUUACUUGUAACUAAUUCAAUUAAAAUUGAUUUAACUAAUUCAAAUCAAUACAUAACAGGUUUAGCUUUAUGUACAAUGGGCUCUGUAGGUUCUUCAGAAAUGUGUAGAAACUUAGCUACAGAAGUUGAAAAGUUAUUAAAAUCAAGUAGUGCUUAUACUAAGAAAAAAGCUGCUUUAUGUGCUUAUAGAGUAAUAAAAAAAGCUCCAGAAUUAUUAGAAAUAUUUAUUCCAGCUGCUAGUCAAUUAUUGCACGAAAAAAGUCAUGGUGUAUUAAUUUCAGGAAUGACAUUGAUAACAGAAAUGUGUGAAAUAUCACCGGAUGUUAGAAAUCAUUUUAGAAAAUCAGUCCCUACAUUAGUUUCACUUUUAAGAAGUCUUUUAUCAAAUAGAUAUUCUCCAGAACAUGAUAUUAACGGGAUUGCAGAUCCAUUUUUACAGGUUAAAAUUUUAAAAUUACUCAGAAUUCUAGGAAAGGAUGAUGCAAAAGCUAGUGAUGCAAUGAGUGAUGUUUUAGCUCAAGUAAGUACUAACACUGACUCAUCGAAAAAUGUUGGAAAUGCUAUACAAUAUGAAACUGUUCUAACAAUAAUGGAAGUAAAAUCUGAUAAUGGUUUAAGAGUAUUGGCUAUAAAUACUUUGGGAAGAUUUUUAUUGAAUGCUGACAAAAAUAUACGUUAUGUUGCUCUUAAUACACUUUUAAGGGCUGUUGAUAUUGAUAAUCAAGCAAUUCAAAGACAUAGACCAACAAUUGUAGAAUGUCUUAAGGAUCCUGAUGUUUCAAUACAAAAAAGAGCUAUGGAAUUGUGUUUUGUGUUAAUCAAUAAACAAAAUAUUACACAAAUUGCUCAGGAAAUAUUAAAUUUUAUAGAAAAAGCAGAUCCAGAAUUUAAAGCUGAAUGUGCAUCUAAAAUGUAUGUAGCAACUGAACGUUUUUCACCUAAUUAUGCCUGGCACAUAAACACAAUGAUCAGUGUUCUUAAGAUAGCUGGUAAUUAUGUACCUGAUGAAAUUGUCAGUUGUAUGAUUCAGUUGAUUUCUUCACAAAAUGAACUUCAAUCAUUUGCUGCAUUAAAUCUUUUCCGUGCAGCAAAUGAAGAAUCAUCAAUAAAAUGUCAACCGUUACUUCAAGUAGCGUUUUGGUGUAUUGGGGAAUUUGGUGAUCUUCUGUUGUCUGCUGUUGAUGAUAAUGGAGAUGGCGUCUCUCCUGAAGAUGUUAUUAAUUUAUUUGAAAGAAUACUACCAAGCAGUUUAAUUAAAAACUCAACUAAAGGAUAUGGUUUAAUUGCUUUAGCAAAAUUAGCUAUAAGAUUUGAAGCUUAUGAUAGUAGAAUUAAAGGAUUAAUUAAUAUGUAUACAACUCAUAUGAAUAUGGAAUUACAACAAAGAGCUGUUGAAUUGACAAAUGUUUUAAGUAGGACAGAUCUUAAAACUGGAACUCUUGAAAGAAUGCCAACAAUAACUUAUAAUUCUUUGAAUGCUGCAGCUGCUCCUAUUGAAAGUGAUGAGCGUGAAGAUAAUUUUAUUCCUCAAAAUGGUGUAUCUGAAGAUGUAAAUUUACUUGGAUUUGAUUUUACAUCUGAUUCAGCUCCACAAUCAAAAGCUGAAGUUGGAACAUCAUCUGUACAAAAAGAUCUUUUAGAUUUAUUAGGUGAUGGAAUUCCUCAAAUUCAACAGAAUACUUCUAAUAACAAUAUGUUACUUGAUCUUUUAGGUGGUAGUAAUUCAACAGUUACAAAACAAAAUGGCACAGAUUUAUCCUUUGUAAAUAUUGAAACACCAGCAAAGAUUGUUAUAAAUCAAGCUGGAAUGGAAGUUCAAAUGAUGGUUGACCAGAAGUUUGGAGAUUUUGCAUUACUUAGAUUUAUAGCAACGAACAAUACUCCUCUUCCUGCAAAAAAUGUACUUUUCCAGGUUGCUGCUACAAAAGCAUAUAAAAUUGAGAUAAUGCCACCAUCUGGUAAUGAAUUAGCUGGAUGUGGUGAUAAUACAAUAACACAAAUGUUAAAAAUAAUGAAAGUUCCAAAUGCACCAGCAAUGUCUUUGAAAUUAAGACUUAAAUUAGAAUAUAUUUUACGUGAAGAAUCAAAAGUACUUCAAACGGAUAUUUCAGACUUUGGUGAUAUUGGAUUAUAA
Messenger RNA from Strongyloides ratti, 2499 nucleotides. RefSeq names its product Adaptor protein complex 1, gamma subunit. Bases 1 to 2499 code for a protein of 832 amino acids. The record is from RefSeq and is a predicted model, not a curated record. Gene Ontology annotation, biological process: Golgi to vacuole transport; intracellular protein transport; receptor-mediated endocytosis. Gene Ontology annotation, cellular component: AP-1 adaptor complex; Golgi apparatus; membrane coat. Gene Ontology annotation, molecular function: clathrin-cargo adaptor activity. Lineage: Eukaryota; Metazoa; Nematoda; Chromadorea; Rhabditida; Strongyloididae. The transcript has 2 exons.